UGGCCUGGCCGCGCGCGCGGGCGCCAACGCCGAGCACCCGCCGGGCGGAAGCGGGCCCCGCGGGGUGCGCGGCGUGUACGCGAAGCGGACUUUUAAAGGGAUGGUCUCCACCCGGGACUGUUUGUCCGCGGGGACUGCUGAUGGUGAGGGCUGGAUGGCCCCAGGAGUAGGUACCCAGGAAGUAGAGGAAAAGCAGGGCUAUGUGACCCCUCCCAGAGCAUUCUGCCAUCUCCCUACCCCACCGGGGUGCCCAGCCAUGGCCAGACCACCCUCUCUGGGCUCGGUGAUUGUCCCAGACUGGCAUGAAAGCGCCGAGGGUAAGGAGUACCUGGCCUGCAUCCUGCGCAAAAGCCGCCGGCGGGUGUUCGGGCUGCUCGAACGACCAGUGCUGCCCCCGUCUGUGGCCAUUGACACGGCCAGCUACAAGAUCUUCGUGUCUGGGAAGAGUGGUGUGGGCAAGACAGCACUGGUGGCCAAGCUGGCCGGCCUAGAGGUGCCCGUGGUACACCACGAGACCCCUGGCAUCCAGACUACUGUGGUGUUUUGGCCAGCCAAGCUGCAGGCCAGCAACCGUGUCGUCAUGUUCCGUUUUGAGUUCUGGGACUGCGGGGAGUCUGCGCUCAAAAAGUUCGACCACAUGCUACCGGCUUGCAAGGAGAAGACAGAUGCUUUCCUCUUCCUCUUCUCUUUCACUGACCGAGCCUCCUUUGAAGACCUUCCUGGACAGCUGGCCCGUAUAGCAGGUGAGGCCCCUGGUGUCGUCAGAAUGGUCAUCGGCUCCAAAUUUGACCAGUACAUGCACACGGACGUGCCUGAGCGUGAGCUCACGGCCUUCCGGCAGGCCUGGGAACUGCCCCUCCUGCGGGUGAAGAGUGUGCCCGGGCGGCGCCUGGCAGACGGGCGCACGCUGGAUGGGCGGGCUGGGCUGGCUGACAUUGCUCACGUGCUCAAUGGCCUGGCGGAGCAGCUGUGGCACCAGGACCAGGUGGCAGCUGGCCUACUCCCCAACACUCCAGACAAUACCCCCAGCUGAGGCGUGGUGGCAUCAUGAGUAGGCACCUGUGAUCCCUACUCCUGACCCUCAGGUGACCUAGGGAAGAGGGCAGGACCCAGGGCCCAGGGCUGGGGCAGAGUAUUGAUCUCAUCCUGAGGACUGGUCAGGGAGGACGGUGGCCUGCGAAGCCUCCUGGCCCAGCAGCGCUUUCCUCGCAGAAUCCGUGGCAGUGAGGCGGGGCACAACGCCCUCUGAGGCUCCCUGCCCUUCUUCCUCGGCCCUGGGGCUCUAGGCUCUGGAAACUGAGGAGCUGCAUGGGCAGGGCCCCAGGACUCAAGUAUCUCCCCCAACCUCCUGCUGCCCAUCCCUUCUGCAGCACCCAAGGAGGGUGACUGGGGAGAGGGGUUAUCUCAGCCGGGCCCUGGACCUCAAGUGACUUCAAUCAAGAGCCUAUAUUUGUUGCAUUAACACCAUCUGAUGUACCAGAUAAACCCUGAAAUCUCA
Molecule: messenger RNA, 1498 nt
Organism: Pteropus alecto (black flying fox)
Lineage: Eukaryota; Metazoa; Chordata; Mammalia; Chiroptera; Pteropodidae
Gene: CPLANE2
Product: ciliogenesis and planar polarity effector 2
Exons: 6
Coding region: 101-1033 (310 amino acids)
Molecular function (GO): GTPase activity; GTP binding
Source: RefSeq, a predicted model, not a curated record